Postia placenta MAD-698-R-SB12 is the source of this 3687-nucleotide messenger RNA. RefSeq lists its product as hypothetical. The transcript has 12 exons. The record is from RefSeq and is a predicted model, not a curated record. Gene Ontology annotation, cellular component: nucleus; RNA polymerase I complex. The coding region runs from base 1 to 3687 and encodes 1228 amino acids. Lineage: Eukaryota; Fungi; Basidiomycota; Agaricomycetes; Polyporales; Adustoporiaceae. Gene Ontology annotation, biological process: DNA-templated transcription. Gene Ontology annotation, molecular function: DNA binding; DNA-directed RNA polymerase activity; ribonucleoside binding.
AUGCCGGACGGGUCUUCGCGCACCCCACUCCGCUCGGGGGGCACGUUCAACACUCUCGCCCGAGAACACCUGUUCAAAAACCCCCCUAAGGACGGCGCAGCCGUUCCCAUCCUCAAUGAAUUUGUCACUCCGCACAUUGAAUCUUUCAAUGCUUUAUUCGACGACUCCGGUCUGCCUGCUGGGGAUGGAGAUGGGCGCGGGCUGCUCUCACUUGGUAUCAAGGAGAUUGGUGAGCGAGUCGUCUUUGACGGCAAGGGCGAAGUAGGAUCGGAGAGUGGUCAAACUGGCUGGGGCAAUCGUCUAAGCAUGUGGUACGAGCAGGUUACAGUUGGGCGGCCGCAGGUUUCCGAAAAGGACCAGCAAGUCAGAGACACCAAGGUGUACCCUGCUGAGGCGCGUGAACGCCUUACCUCGUAUCGCGGUCGUAUGAUGGUCAAGCUGUGCUGGAGAGUGAACGACGGUCCCGUUGAAGUCGAAACGAAGGAUUGCGGUUUACUACCCAUCAUGGUUCGGUCCACCCGCUGCAACCUGCGCGGAAUGUCCUCCGCGGAUCUUGUGAAGAAACACGAAGAACCAGAAGAGUUCGGCGGGUACUUUGUCAUCAACGGUAACGAACGUCUUAUUCGCUAUCUCAUUCUACCUCGCCGACACCAUGCUAUUGGUCUUGUUCGACCCUCUUUCACCAACCGUGGCCCUUCCUAUACUCCCUAUGCUGUACAAAUUCGUUGCGUGCGACCCGACCAGACGAGUGUCACUAACACUCUCCACUAUCUGUCAAAUGGAAGUGCAAUGCUACGAUUCAGCUGGCGGAAGCAAGAGUAUGUCGUUCCAAUUAUGCUCAUUCUGAAAGCGCUCGUAUCUGCAUCGGACAAGGAAAUCUUUGAGGGUGUAAUGAUGCAAGACUACGACGACACGUUCUUGACCGAUCGCGUCGAACUUCUGUUGCGCAGCUUCAAGAUGUACGAGUUGCGUACUGGAGACCAGUGCCUGGAAUUCUUGGGCAACAAGUUCCGGGUCGUUCUGAAUAUGCCGGAGGAUUGGACAAACAAGGCCAUUGGUGUCUGGCUCGUCCAGAAAGUCAUUCUUGUUCACCUAGAGUCCCCUCGAGAGAAGUUCCGGAUGCUCCUUUUCAUGCUGAGGAAACUAUACGCUCUGGUCUCGAAAUCAUGUUGUGUCGAUAACCCGGACUCUCCUCAGCAUCAAGAAGUUCUCCUUCCCGGCAUGUUGUAUGGCAUGAUCAUCAAGGAGCGACUAGAGGAGGCAUUGAAUGGUUUCUGGAGCGGGAUUCGGCAAGACGUCCAGCGGUCCGAGGCAUCUGUUGACUUCUUUGAUAAACGGUACAUCAAGAAGGUCCUUGCCAGGACCAACUUCGACAUCGGGGCGAGAAUGUCAAACUUCUUGGCCACUGGCAAUUUGGUAUCCCCUUCCGGUCUGGACCUUCAACAAGCAUCUGGGUUCACAAUCGUUGCGGAGAAACUGAAUUGGCAGCGUUACAUCAGUCAUUUCAGGUCUAUCCACCGUGGUGCCUUCUUCGCUGAGCUCAAGACAACGACGGUCCGAAAGCUGCUUCCAGAGGCAUGGGGUUUCCUAUGUCCUGUACACACGCCAGACGGUUCUCCGUGUGGUCUCCUCAACCACUUAUCACGCACAUGUCGUAUCGUCACAGCACCACUAGCUGUUGCGCAUAUACCUGCCUUGCUAGCGGCGCAUGGUAUGACUCAAGCAUUCAUUCCCUUUGUCGACGGUCGCAAGAAUCUGUGUGUGCAGCUGGACGGUCGGGUGGUCGGCUGGGCGCCCACUGCCGUUCUGCAGCGACUUGCAACAUCUCUCCGAAUAUGGAAGACAGAAGGCAAGCACAACGUGCCCCUGGAUUUGGAGAUCGGGUUCGUGCCUGUGUCGCACGGUGGACAAUACCCUGGGCUGUAUCUAUUCUCUUCCCGGGCACGCAUGAUGCGUCCAGUGAAGUACGUCGCGAAUGGACGAGACGACCAGAUUGGCUCGUUCGAGCAGGUCUACAUGGACAUAGCAUGCACGCCCGAGGAGAUCGAACAGAGUGUGUCAACCCAUGUCGAGCAUGCACCAACAAAUUUCUUGUCUAUCUUGGCCAACCUCACCCCUUUCUCCGAUUUCAAUCAGAGUCCCCGAAAUAUCUAUCAGUGCCAGAUGGGGAAGCAGACGAUGGGAACUCCUGCGACAGCUAUUCAGCACCGAACAGACAACAAGCUGUACAGGCUCCAGAGUGGGCAGAGCCCCGUUGUGCGACCCGCCCUGCAUAAUACAUAUGGUAUGGAUUCCUUCCCGAAUGGCACCAACGCCGUCGUUGCCGUAAUAUCCUAUACGGGGUACGAUAUGGAAGACGCCAUGAUUCUGAACAAAUCCGCACAUGAGCGAGGUUUCGCAUACGGUACUGUGUACAAGUCGUAUACGGUAGAUCUCAAAGACAUGCCUGGAGCCCCGCGGCACUCAACGUCACCGACGCUGCACUUCGGCUUUGGCUACGACAUCAGAACUGAAGGGGAGAAGCAACAUCCAAAUUGCGAGUUCUUGGACCUCGAUGGAAUCCCCUUCAUCGGUGCUCGACUGUCUCCUGGCGACCCUAUCGCUGCCUACGUUGAUGACACCACUGGUCGAACUAAGUUCGUCAAGUACAAGGGCGACGAGAUAGCAUACGUUGACACAGUACGCAUUAUAUGCGCCGAUGCUGGCGACGCGGAACUGCAGAAGAUCAACCUCACGCUGCGAAUAACGCGUGCCCCCGUCAUUGGAGACAAGUUCUCCUCUCGACACGGGCAAAAGGGUGUCUGCUCACAGAAAUGGCCGGCCAUCGACAUGCCAUUCAGUGAAAGCGGCAUGCAGCCAGACGUUAUCAUCAACCCGCACGCUUUCCCGAGUCGUAUGACUAUCGGCAUGUUAGUCGAGAGUAUGGCAGGCAAGGCGGGCGCUAUGCAUGGUCUGGCGCAGGACGCCACUCCUUUCCAGUUCACAGAGGAGGAUACGGCAAUCGACUAUUUCGGCGAGCAACUGCUCGCGGCUGGCUACAACUACUACGGCAAUGAGCCGAUGUACUCUGGCAUUACGGGCCAGGAGUUCGCGGCUGACAUCUACAUCGGCGUCGUGUACUACCAGCGUCUGCGACACAUGGUGUUGGACAAGUUCCAAGUGCGGACAACAGGUCCUGUCGACCCCGUUACAAGACAACCAGUGAAGGGACGUAAACGGGCAGGUGGCAUCCGUUUCGGCGAGAUGGAGCGUGACGCGCUCAUCGCGCAUGGCACCUCCUUCCUCCUCCAAGACCGUUUGAUGAACUGCUCCGACUACUCGACCGCUUGGGUCUGCCGCACCUGUGGCAGCCUCAUCUCCCUUGGCUACGAUGACGUCAGCCUCGGCGAGAUGGUCGUCGGGGCCUCUGGCAAGCUCAAACCUACCGGGCCUGGUGGCGAGUACUGCCGCGUAUGUCGCGCCGCAGCGGAAGGGGAAGACGCGCGCGCACGGCAGGCUCUUGCGAACGGAGAGAACGGGCGCUCGGCGGCGCACAGCGACCUCAGGGUGGCAAUAUCGUCGCAGCAUGUGCUGGGGCCUGCUACAAAAGGAGGGGAACUCGACAUCGUCGCCGUCCCCUACGUCUUCAGAUACCUAUGUGCGGAGUUGGCGUCGAUGGGCAUCGCUAUUUCACUGGAGGUCCGGUAG